ACUUCCUUGCGUAAAGACAUAUUAAAAUAAGUCUUGAAAGCGUUAAAAACACCUCACAACAACACAAAAUUGUUAUUUCUUUGAACUUUAUCCCAUUAGAAGAUAAUAACGUUGGUAACACAAAAAUCCCUACAAAGUCAUAUGGUUGUCAUUUUUAACCUCAAACACAGACAGCUGUUUACCUGUAAUAUUUUUCAAAAUAAUUACAGAAAAAUGGAACCAAAACAAACAGAUGUGCACUUGCGUGCAAUGUUGAAUAGCCCUGCACGUUUUACACCAGCUGUCCCCACUCCAGACUGGUCCGCAGGUCCAGCUGUGCCCCCUUCACCGCAAACUCCUGGCAAGUCUAAUAUGAUUGUUGCAACCCCAGGUUCAGCAGCUGGAGAACCUCACACAAAUAUAACAAUACAAAAUUGCGUAACGACGGUAGAUCUCAAUACAAAACUCGACUUGGCGUUAAUUAACGCGAGGACUCGAAAUUCCGAAUAUAACCCAGCGCGAUUUCAUGGAUUAAUUAUGAGACUCAGGGACCCAAGAACCACCGCUUUGAUAUUCCAAACUGGUAAAAUUGUAUGCACUGGGGCUAAAAGCGAGCAAGAUGCCCUUCUGGCUUCUAAAAAGUUUGCGAGGAUUAUACAAAAAUUGGGAUUUGAUAUCAAAUUUGAGAACUUUAAGAUACAGAAUCUGGUAGCAACGUGCGAUUUGAGAUUUCCCAUAAAACUGGAAAGUUUAAGUUUAUUGCAUGGACAAUUUUGUAGCUACGAACCUGAACUUUUCCCAGGAAUAAUCUAUCGCAUGAUCAAGCCGCAUUUGUGUUUACUCAUUUUUGUCAAUGGAAAAAUUGUUUUCACAGGGUCAAAAUCGCGAGAAGGUAUCAAGGAAUCGUUAGAUAAUAUAUACCCAAUUUUACGUAGCUUUAAGAAAAAUUAAUUAUUCUUAUUAUGUGCAAAGUUAUAUUAAGGAGAAAUCUUUAAACAUGGACUUUUAGAUAGUGAGCCCAUAGAGGGCGCUGAUAACCAUUUUCGUGCUAUUAACUUGAAUGACGUAAUAGACUUCUUUUUACACGUGUAUGACCAAACGUAAGUGUUAACAAAUAUUUUUUCUAAGUAAUUUUUCUAAACAUCCCAACUCUGUGUUUAGGUGGGCGUCAAUGAAUGAAACAUACGUAAGGCUUCACAAAGCCAAUAAAUUAGUUUUAUUAUGUUUUCUUCAAUUUUAUUUUGUUCAUUGAAAAUAAAUUGUACUUUUGUGAAUCAAGAAUGUUUCAGGGUAUUUCAAUAUCGAUUGAACUUUGUUCAUGAAUUCCAAGGCAAUAAUCCGAUACAAGAACCAAAAGGUUGAAACUUCCCUUUAUUAUUUCUCUUUCGCCUACCUCCUGUUCUUUGUACAAGAUAUAAAGGAUAAAUUUGAUCAAAUCGUACUCUCUAUGAGAUUUUCUCAAUUCAAAUAAAAUGUUUUACAACAAAACAUUAAAUAAACAUAUCUUAGAUCGUUAAUUUAUUUAUUCGUAUUAGAUUAGACCACUUAGGAUCACCGGUUUAUCUUUAUAAUAGAGAAUUGUAUUGUAUUUUAUUGUUUGUAUACUUUUUGUUAGCAAUAAAACUGCUUUUGAUAUUC
Messenger RNA from Tribolium madens (black flour beetle), 1617 nucleotides. RefSeq names its product TATA-box-binding protein-like. Bases 142 to 930 code for a protein of 262 amino acids. The record is from RefSeq and is a predicted model, not a curated record. The transcript is spliced from 4 exons. Lineage: Eukaryota; Metazoa; Arthropoda; Insecta; Coleoptera; Tenebrionidae. Gene Ontology annotation, molecular function: DNA binding; RNA polymerase II general transcription initiation factor activity. Gene Ontology annotation, biological process: DNA-templated transcription initiation.